AUGAUUGACAAUGACUAUGAGGAUAAUAUUGAGGGCGAUAUGGACUUUGAAAGAUAUAUUGACUGCGAUUAUAAAUGUCAUGAAUGCAGUCAAGAAGAUAGUAUAGAUUAUUGUAAACCGUGCAACUCAGUACAUUUCAGUGAUAAUUUCGCACAUUGGAUCAGUGGUGACUCGAAUUUUGAUGAGCUUAUUCAAAAUUCACAACUCAACGCAGAUAAUUCGUACAAAUUUAUUGAAUGGAUUGAAUACUCAAAUCGAAAUAUAGAAUUUAUUGCUCAUGCCGAAUUAAUGAGACAUUGUUGGGAUCCUGUUCCUAACAAUCGUCCAACGGCUGUUGAAUUUGAGAAUCAUAAAGAAAAAUUUACUCGAGAACAAAAAAACAAGUGGAAAGCAAUUUUGGUAGAAUUGGCUACGAAUCCUUCGAAAAAAUCACAGAAUAUGCUUACUAGUAAAAGACUUCUUUCGUUGAAGAUUGGAACAUAA
This is a messenger RNA of Rhizophagus irregularis DAOM 181602=DAOM 197198, 483 nucleotides long. RefSeq lists its product as uncharacterized. The record is from RefSeq and is a predicted model, not a curated record. Lineage: Eukaryota; Fungi; Glomeromycota; Glomeromycetes; Glomerales; Glomeraceae.